CAGCAGCAGAAGAAGAAGAAGAAGCAGAAGAAGAAGCAGAAGAAGAAGCAGAAGAAGCAGAAGAAGAAGCAGCAGAAGCAGAAGAAGCAGCAGAAGCAGAAGAAGCAGCAGAAGAAGAAGCAGAAGAAGCAGCAGAAGAAGCAGCAGAAGCAGAAGCAGAAGAAGCAGCAGAAGCAGAAGCAGAAGAAGCAGCAGAAGAAGCAGAAGAAGCAGCAGAAGCAGAAGCAGAAGAAGCAGCAGAAGAAGCAGAAGAAGCAGCAGAAGCAGAAGCAGAAGAAGCAGCAGAAGCAGCAGCAGAAGAAGCAGCAGCAGAAGAAGCAGCAGAAGAAGCAGCAGAAGCAGCAGCAGAAGAAGCAGAAGCAGAAGAAGCAGCAGCAGAAGAAGGAUUUUUCCUCUCUCAGUGUCCAUUUUGUCGCUGCUGGAAAAGCAAAAAAAAAAAACAAAACAAAACAAAAAAACAAACAAACUCAGCACCAGGCAGAAACGGUGACAUUAAUGUCACACAACGUGGACUGUUGACUAAACGAGUGUAAGUAAUUCCAGCAGGAGCGAUCAGCAUCUUCAGGACUCAGCUGUGUGUCCACGAGCUGUCUGUGUAUACACUAAUAUUCAAACAUGGAGACCCCUGACCUGGACACAGAUGAUGUGACUCCACCCUCAAAAAACCAUAAACUCAAGAGAAAGAGAUCAGACUCACCAGAACCCAGCUGUGUCUCCAUGAAGAGUGAUGCGCCUAUGGAUUUUCCUCUGAACAUUAGAAACAGAGACUCCUCAUCUGCACACAGUGUUCUACAGAAGUCAGGAGACAGAAGAGAAAAGAACAUCAUCACAGCUACAGGACACGACCCAGAACCUGCUGCUGUAAAUGAAUUCCAGGAAAAGUUCAAAUUAAAUCUGAUGAAGAAAUUUCAGUGUUUAAACGGAGUGAUGAUAAACCCGGAAAACCGAACACUCCUGAAUGAGAUCUACACAGAGCUGUACAUCACAAAGGGAAACAGUGGAGACGUCAAUAAAGGACAUGAGGUGAGACAGAUCGAGGCAGCAUCCAGGAGAACAACAACAGAGGAAACACCAAUCAAAUGCAAUGACAUCUUUAAGCCGUUAUCUGAUCAAGACAAACCCAUCAGAACUGUGCUGACAAAGGGAGUCGCUGGCAUCGGAAAAACAGUCUCUGUGCAGAAGUUCAUUCUGGACUGGGCUGAAGGGAAAGCAAAUCAGGACAUCCACCUCAUUUUUCCACUUCCUUUCAGAGAGUUGAAUUUGAUGAAGGACCAGAAACUGAGUCUGAUGGAUCUCCUUCAUGUCUGUUUUAAGGAGACAAAAGAAACAGAAAUGUCCAGUUUGGAAAAGGUUCUGUUCAUUUUUGAUGGAUUGGACGAGAGUCGUUUUCCUCUGUAUUUCCAGAACACAGAGAGAGUGUGUGAUGUAACUGAAUCAGCAUCAGUGGAUGUGCUGCUGAUAAACCUGAUCAAAGGGAAUCUGCUUCCCUCUGCUCUCAUCUGGAUCACCUCCCGACCCGCAGCAGCUGAUCAAAUCCCCUCUGAGUGUGUCCAUCGAGUCACAGAGGUACGAGGGUUCAGUGACCCACAACAGGAGGAUUACUUCAGGAAGAGGAUCAGUGAUCAGAGCCUGGCCAAUAACAUCAUCACACACCUGAAGUCAAUAAGAAGCCUCUACAUCAUGUGCCACAUCCCAGUCUUCUGCUGGAUUUCAGCCACUGUUCUAGAGAGAAUGUUGGAUGAAGCAGAGAAUGGAGAGAUCCCCAAGACUCUGACUCAAAUGUACACACACUUCCUCAUCAUUCAGACAAACAUCAUAAGAGACAAGUACUCAAAGAAGCAGGAGAGUGGUGAAGAAAUGCUUCUCAAACUGGGACAACUGGCUUUUGAGCAGCUGAAGAAAGGCAACCUGAUCUUCUAUGAGGAAGACCUGAGAGGGUGUGGCAUUGAUGUGAGAGAAGCAGCAGUGUACUCAGGUGUGUGUACGCAGAUCUUCAGAGAAGAGUUUGGACUUCACCAGAGUAAAGUGUACUGCUUUGUUCAUCUGAGCAUUCAGGAGCAUCUCGCAGCUCUCUAUGUGCACCUGACAUUCAUGAUGGAAAAGAGAAAUGUUCUUAAACAGUCCUCUGACCAGUUGACUGAAGAAAUUACAAUCUCAGCUGUCCACAAGAGUGCUGUAAAUCAGGCCUUAAAGAGUCAGACUGGACAUCUGGAUCUUUUCCUCCGCUUUCUUCUGGGUCUCUCACUGGAGUCCAAUCAGAACCUCUUACAUACCUUAGUAUCACAUACAGGAAGUAGCUCCCAGAUAGGGCAGUGGAACACAGUAGAGUACAUUAGGAUGAAGAUCGAUAGAGAUCUUCCUACAGAAAAAUCCAUCAAUCUGUUCCACUGUCUGAAUGAACUGGGGGACAAUUCUCUAGUGGAGGAAAUCCAACACUACCUGACAUCUGGAAAACAAAGUGAACUCUUUUCUUCAGAGUGGUCUGCUCUGGUGUUUGUCUUACUGACAUCAGCAGAGGAACUGGAGGAAUUUGACCUGAGUAAAUAUAGCUCUACAGAUAACAUAAGAGAUGGGAUUCUUGUGAAGGUGAUGCCUGUGAUUGCAGCAUCCAGAAAAGCAAUCAUCAGGUGUGAUACAAUUCAAGAACGUGGUUGUUCAGCUCUGGCCUCAGUGCUCAGCUCAGAAACCUCCAAUCUGAGAGAACUGCAUCUGACUGUGGAUACACUGGAUCUGACUUGGAGUAAACUAGGAGACUCGAGAGUGAAGCGUCUCUCUGCUGUACUGGAGAAUCCUCAUUGUAAAGUAAAAAAUCUGAAGUUGUGUGAUUGUGAUAUCUCAGAUGAAGGCUGUACUGCUCUGGCUUCAGCUCUGAGAUCAAACCCCUCACACCUGAGAGAACUGGAUCUGGCUUUGAAUAAACUCGGAGACUCAGGAGUGAAGUGUGUCUCUGCUGUACUGGAGAAUCCUCACUGUAAACUGGAGAUACUGAAGUUGGAGUGUUGUGGUGUCUCAGAUGAAGGCUGUACUGCUCUGGCAUCAAUUCUGAGAUCAAACCCCUCGCACCUGAGAGAACUGGAUCUGUCUUCGAAUAGACUAGGAGACUCAGGAGUGAAGUGUCUCUCUGCUGGACUGGAGAAUCCUCACUGUAAACUGGAGAUACUGAAGUUGUGUAAUUAUGAUAUCUCUGAUGAAGGCUGUACUGCUCUGGCUUCAGCUCUGAGAUCAAACCCCUCACACCUGAGAGAACUGGAUCUGUCUCAGAAUAAUCUAGGAGACUCAGGAGUGAAGUGUCUCUCUGCUGUACUGGAGAAUCCUCACUGUAAACUGGAGAUACUGAGGUUGUGGAGUUGUGAUAUCUCAGGUGAAGGCUGUACUGCUCUGGCUUCAGCUCUGAGAUCAAACCCCUCACACCUGAGAGAACUGGAGCUGUCUAUGAAUAAACUCGGAGACUCAGGAGUGAAGUGUCUCUCUGCUGGACUGGAGAAUCCUCACUGUAAACUGGAGAUACUGAAGUUGUGGGAUUGUGAAAUCUCAGAUGAAGGCUGUGCUGCUCUGGCUUCAGCUCUGAGAUCAAACCCCUCACACCUGAGAGAACUGAAUCUGUCUGAGAAUGAAAUGAGUUACUCAGGAGUGAAGUGUCUCUCUGCUCUGAAGAAUGAUGAACGUUACAAACUACAGACACUGGAAUUUUAAUAGACUAUACACAUCUGAUCACUGAGUAGAACGACCUGUGACCCCUGGACAACAUUUCCUCAAUCCCAAUGAAAACCUGAGGGAUUAUUUGGAACAGCAGGUGAAAAACCACACGAACUCCAGCUGGACCCAGUCAGUGGAAGACGGAGCUGAAAUGGACAGGAACAGUUUCAUGGCAUUGGUGGGAUUCUCACCUGACCGGAUUAGCAUCUGAGGAGUUUAUGUGAAGAAGCCCCUGGGAGACUCACUGCAAGUCACAUUUAUCACUCUGUCCUUUAGCUGGUAUUUAAUAUAGUGUAGAUUUUUUGGUUCCAGGAUCAGAUCUAAACUGCUCUUUAUUUUCUCUGAUAUCUGAUCCCCAUUUCUUUGCUAGUAUCAGCUGAUCAUACCCGGUAUGGGAUCAGUGCCUUCUCUAUUACUUAAGUAUACGCUAUUUGCAGUAUUUUGCAUAAUUGUGUCUCAUAUACAGUACAUUUUGAAGAAGUGAAUAUGUUGUAUCGUUGUAUUAGACUACAACUUGGGAAGAAUACAGUAGACACUCGGAGGUAAAGUUAACUCGUGUAUUAAAACCAGAGCAAGAGAGAGAAACAUAUCAAUGCGCAUGGCUAAUUACCAAUCAGAAAUCAAUGCUAAAGGGAGUGAUUCCACUUAAAGAAAUAGAGCCACUCUAAACACUACAUUUCCCCCCCCCCUUUUUAAAUGUAUGUAACACAUGAAUAGAAAAUAAAACAUUAUAAUUUGC
Molecule: messenger RNA, 4435 nt
Organism: Ictalurus punctatus (channel catfish)
Lineage: Eukaryota; Metazoa; Chordata; Actinopteri; Siluriformes; Ictaluridae
Product: NACHT, LRR and PYD domains-containing protein 3
Exons: 12
Coding region: 616-3693 (1025 amino acids)
Molecular function (GO): protein binding
Source: RefSeq, a predicted model, not a curated record